AUACCAGUCGUUGUGUACUUGAAUGUUGCAUCCAAAAGCUUUACGACAAUAAGAAGUUUCGUAAUUACUGAAUCUCAUUGGAGUGAUUUGACGUGUAUUUGACGUCGAAUUCUCAUUGUGACAUUUAUACAUACUACAGUUGCAUGUGCGUCAGUCAUAAAGUAAAAUACAAACGAAAGGUGUAACAACGAGACAAAAUGAUAUUUACAAGAAUCAGAUCAUCUUUGUUAAAUCGGUGCGAUAUUCGUAUCGAACAAAAACGUUUGCUGAGACAAUUAAUAAAUAUGAAUAAAACCAAAUUCGAUGUGAUUGUCGUUGGUGGCGGUCAUGCUGGAACGGAAGCGUCUGCCGCUGCUGUUAGAAUGGGUGCAAAGACACUGUUGGUUACUCAGAAAAAAAGUACUAUAGGAGAGAUGUCAUGUAAUCCGUCCUUUGGUGGAAUUGGAAAAGGCCAUCUGAUGAGAGAAGUGGACGCUUUAGAUGGAGUAUGUUGUCGGAUAUGUGAUAUUUCAGGAAUAUAUUAUAGAGUCUUGAACAAGAGUAAAGGGCCAGCGGUAUGGGGUCUCAGAGCUCAAAUUGAUAGAAAAUUAUACAAGAAACAUCUUCAAGCCGAACUCUUCAAUAUGCCUAGAUUGCAUAUUUAUGAAUCCUCUGUAGAAAAUCUGAUUUUGGAGAACGAUUCUCUAUCCUGUCAAGGAGUAAUUCUCAGAGACGGAACGAAGAUGUUUGGCGACGCGGUAGUUAUAACCACAGGAACUUUUUUGAAAGGCCAAAUAAACAUUGGAUUGGAAAAAAGGCCUGCAGGUAGAUUGAACGAUGAACCUAGUAUUGGUUUAGCAAAUACACUCGACAGACUUGGAUUUCGGAUAGGAAGAUUGAAAACUGGCACGCCGCCAAGGUUGGAGAAAGAAAGCAUCGACUUCACCAAAUGUACGGCAUAUCCGCCGGACGAUUCGCCUAUACCAUUCUCGUUCAUGAGCGAUAAUGUAUGGUUACCGCCUGACAAGCAAAUACUAACGCAUUUGACGUAUACCAAUGAAGAUGUCGCAAAAAUCGUAAAGGAUAAUAUGCACUGUAAUUUACACGUAACGGAGGAGAUAACGGGUCCGCGAUAUUGCCCGAGUAUAGAGAGUAAAAUUCUACGAUUUAAGGCACUUAAACAUCAAAUUUGGCUAGAACCGGAAGGUCUGGACUCACCGUUGAUUUAUCCGAGUGGAUUAUCGUGUACCCUGCCGGAAGAGAAGCAAGUGGAACUCGUUAAAUGUAUCCCAGGAUUGGAAAAUGCUCGUCUAGUCAAACCUGGUUAUGGCGUCGAGUAUGACUACGUAGACCCCAGAGAAUUGACUACUCAAUUGGAGACCAAAAAGGUUCCAGGGCUGUUCCUCGCUGGGCAAAUAAACGGCACUACUGGUUACGAAGAAGCAGCCGCACAAGGUAUCAUCGCGGGUGUUAACGCAGCUGCUAAGGUGUUUAAGAAACCACCGCUUUUGAUAAGUCGAACCGAGGGUUACAUUGGUGUCCUUAUCGACGAUCUGACGACGGAGGGUACCACGGAGCCAUACAGAAUGUUCACUAGCAGGUCAGAGUUUCGAGUGAGUCUACGUCCCGACAAUGCAGAUCAGAGAUUGACAGAGAAGGGUUACGCGAUAGGCUGUGUUUCUCGUGAGAGGAUCGAGAAAACGAGAGAGGUUUUUCGUAAAAUGCAGGAAGUUGUACAGAUACUCAAGAGCGAUGUGCGGUCGACCAGCAAAUGGCGACAAUUAUUAAAAAUGAAAAUUUCUAAGGAUACUGGAUACAAAUCAGCGUUUGAUAUGCUGUCCGUGACAGAUGAGUCAGUGACAUUUGCAAAACUAGCAAAACAGUUGCCGCAAUUAGGACAUCUUGAUGGAGAUUCCGGUUUGGCGAGAAGAAUAGAGAUUGAGACGAAAUAUGUUUUCGCUGUUGCGAAGCAGCAGGGCCAAGUGAAUGAUAUCAGGAGAAACGAGCAGAUGAUUGUACCUGACGAUAUCGACUACAAUAGUCCUGAUUUGAAUUUAUCUAAUGAAGAUCGAGAAAAACUUAUGAAACAUCUUCCACGCACGAUUGCAGCGGCCAAUAAAAUCUCAGGUGUGACACCUUCGGCCAUAUUGAGGCUACUUUAUUAUAUUAGGUAUCAUUCCAAUGAAAAUGUUGCGAGAACUCAAUAAUGUAAAAUAUUAUGAUAGCGAAAAAUAAAUAGUUAUAUUUUUCA
This is a messenger RNA of Acromyrmex echinatior (Panamanian leafcutter ant), 2230 nucleotides long. Its product is annotated as 5-taurinomethyluridine-[tRNA] synthase subunit MTO1, mitochondrial. The record is from RefSeq and is a predicted model, not a curated record. NCBI's taxonomy places the organism in Eukaryota, Metazoa, Arthropoda, Insecta, Hymenoptera, Formicidae. Gene Ontology annotation, cellular component: cytosol. Gene Ontology annotation, biological process: tRNA wobble uridine modification; tRNA methylation. Gene Ontology annotation, molecular function: flavin adenine dinucleotide binding.